AUGCCGAACAUCAUCAGGACCACCCUGACACCAGCUAUCGGUCGUCUCAAUCACGCCAUGAUGGCCGAGGUCGACGCGGCCGUGCUCCGCGAGCUCGGAGAGUGCAUCGAAUGGACUCCGAUUGAAAUCUACGGGAAGAUCAUGCGCAUCCUCGCCGUCGCGUCUGGACGCGUGUUCAUCGGGCCCGAACUGUGUCACGACGAGCGCUACAUCGAGGCCGUGGUCAACUAUACUAUAGUGCUCAACCAGGCCACUCUAGACAUCAAGAAACUCAACCCCUGGCUGAAGCGGUUCCAGGCACACAGGCUUCACUCUGUCAUCGCGCUCAAGAAGCUCGAGGACCGGUUCUUGACCUUCAUCGCGCCCACCGUCGAAGCCCGUCGCAAAGCCAUGACCAGCGGUCAGACGGUUCCUGAUGAUAUGCUCACGUGGCUCAUGACGAAAGGUGCCGGCGACGGGAUAGAGACUGUAAGGGAUAUAGGUCUGAACCAACUCGGUCUCACGCACGUCGCCUCAUUCGCGACCGGGGCGACGGCCACAAAUGUGCUGUAUGACCUGGCUUUUCGGCAACAGUACAUCAAGCCGCUGCGCGACGAGGUCAGAGAGACCCUUGCUGGGUUUGACGGGAAGCUCACGACCCCGGCCCUGCGGAACCUACAGAAGAUGGACAGUGUCAUGAAGGAGUCGUUGCGCAUGCAUCCGCUCGUCUUCUCCACCUUUGAGCGGCGCGCUCUGCAAUCCUUCACUCUCUCUGAUGGGCAUUUCAUACCCAAGGGAACCAACCUCGAGAUCCCCAACCAUGCCAUUGCACGGGAUCCUGAGAUAUUUCCCGAUCCUGACGCCUUUAAGCCCUGGCGGUUCUACGAGAUGGGUGAGAAAAACACAGAGAAGAACGGCGGCGGCACAUCGCACCAGUUCGUCUCGGUGUCGACAGAGCUCGGUUCCUUUGGCUAUGGCCGCGACGCGUGUCCGGGACGGUUCUACGCCGCCGACGAGCUCAAAAUGAUCUUGGCGCGGAUCCUGAUGGCGUACGACGUGCGGAUGGUCGAUGGCGAGACGGAGCGGUACCCUAAUCUCGACUUCGGAGGGGUUUGUAUCCCCGACCCGACCCGCAAGCUGCUUUUCAAGCGGGUUGUCGACUCUCCUACUCGUUAG
Molecule: messenger RNA, 1155 nt
Organism: Microdochium trichocladiopsis
Lineage: Eukaryota; Fungi; Ascomycota; Sordariomycetes; Xylariales; Microdochiaceae
Product: cytochrome P450
Exons: 1
Coding region: 1-1155 (384 amino acids)
Molecular function (GO): oxidoreductase activity, acting on paired donors, with incorporation or reduction of molecular oxygen; monooxygenase activity; heme binding
Source: RefSeq, a predicted model, not a curated record